Trichoderma aggressivum f. europaeum is the source of this 1497-nucleotide messenger RNA. RefSeq names its product CAZyme family GH79. The record is from RefSeq and is a predicted model, not a curated record. NCBI's taxonomy places the organism in Eukaryota, Fungi, Ascomycota, Sordariomycetes, Hypocreales, Hypocreaceae. The transcript is spliced from 8 exons. Bases 1 to 1497 code for a protein of 498 amino acids.
AUGCGCCAAACUCUCAUAGCGGCUCUCCUUUUGUCCCAGCGAGCUGCAGCAACUUCUGAUCCCCCAAUCAGAGUUGCAGCUCCUGGUAGUGUGCCUCAUGGAGCAUCCCAAAUUGUAGAUCAUGCUUUUGCCUCUUUUUCUUUCCCAGCUCAUUGGCUUCCUGAUUUUGCUGGAAACAACAGUCACCCUAACCUAUUCUCUCGUGAUAUCUUAGAUCUCCUGUACAGCAAGACUGGGAAACAUCCGUAUAUCCGAGUGGGCGGCACAUCUGCCGAUCGGACAUAUUAUAAUGCGUCGCAAAAACAGUCAAUCCUAGUUGAGACAGGCUCUAAUGGCAUUCCAUCGGUAGUCAACGUUGGACCUGUGUAUUUUGAGGCCUUUAACAAUUUCCCAGGCUCUUUGUGGAGCUUCCAGGCUAAUCUCGCCAACAACGCCAGCUGGGGUCUCAACAACACCAUUGAAGUGUGCAAACACGUUAUGAAUACUCUUAAGGGCAAUCUCAUCGACUUUGAGAUCGGAAAUGAAGUAGAUCUUUACCCAUGUGCUGUUCGACCUUGUGGGUAUACAGUCUAUGAUUACCUGCAAGAAUGGACUACGUAUGCGAAUGCAAUCUCGGAAAAUGUUCUCAAGGGAAACCGGUACGGCUUGGACGAGCAAAGGUUCUUCCAAGCCUUGGUGUUUGCGAACGCGGAAUUGAAAACUUUCACCACGCCCAACGCGUUUAAUGGGGGUAUUGAUCUGACCGACCAUGUCAAAUCUGUUUCCCUGCAUCACUAUGCGGCUGGCAACCAGGGUUGGGUUAGACUUCAAGAAACAUUCAUGAACCACACUGCUGUUGUGGCUAACCUUAGCAUCUAUUCCCCCGCCAAUGACUAUUUGAAGACUAACUACCCAAACGUCACUUUCUUGCUGGAGGGAGUGUUCGGCAGCUCGCUAUGGUUAAUUGACUAUCUCAUGUACGGAAUGUCUCUGAACAUCACUCGUUUUAAUCUCAUCCAGGGAACCACGUUCGGAUAUACGGGCUGGGUUCCUGUGCCCACUGGUAAUAUGCAACCCUAUGUCAGGGCACCUCUCUAUGGCCAAAUUGUUGUGGCAGAUAUAAUUGGCCACAAUCCUCAUGUUCAAAUCUUGCCCAUUCAUCUUGGCCCUGAGCUUUGGAAGUUCUCUGCGUAUGGUGUCUACGAAUCAUCAAAGUUGAACAAAUACGUGCUCAUCAACCUUGACGAAUGGAAUUCUACAACUCGAUAUCCUCGUCCAAACCAAGUUGUCACAUUGAACUUCCCCUCUGGAGUAAAAGCCGCCAAAGUGCAGAGACUUGUCGGAGCGGGAGCCAGUGCAGACUCAGACAUUACUUGGGGUGGGCUUAGCUGGAACUAUACCCAUGGGCGGCUCGCGCAAUCAGGUCGACCUCACAAUGAAGUACUACACAUUUCCAAAGGCAUGGCAAAAUUGACAAUUCCAUCAACAGAAGCCGUUGUCGUGACACUGGGUCGAUAG